UUCAAUCUACUUCCAGUUCCACUCGGUGGAUAUGAUCAUUUUUCAUUUUAUAAUUUACGAGAUACGUACGCAUUAACUUUGUUUUCAAUAAGAUAUCCAACUAUUUAACAUGACAAAACGAAUUAGGAACAAUGUUUUAAUAUCGUAAUAUUUUUAUAAAAAAAUCUUGUGGGACCCUUCCUAAAACUGAUCGUUCUGUGCAACAUUUGUAACACGAAACCUCCGACGUAAACACUCGCAUAACCGAGGCUAGUGUUAAAUGUAAAGAAUUAUUGUAAUUAUGAAAAUAUCGAAAAUCUAAAAGCACUUAUCGUCAGCUACAAAACUGAGGAUACAAAAUGAAGCUCGAAUUAUACAAUGAGAUAGUAGCAACGAUUCGGAAAUUUCGGGGUUUGUCAAAGGAUUGUAGAGAAAUUCUAAAAGAAAAGUAUACCGGUAUCCCAGUGAACACGUUGUACAGCAUACUCUCUUUAGAGAUACAACAUAAAAUGAAAAUUAAUCAUUACAAGUUGUUUGGGAACAAUAAGAAUUAUUAUGAUAUUUAUGUAAAAGCUGUUCAAAAUGGUGAACCUGUUGGAAUUUUAUUAAAAAUGGCUAAAGAGAUUGGCGCACCGCCUGCACUGUUAGCUAGAAAUGUGCUUGAGAAGCAUUGCGGUAAAGAUGACUCUAAUGUUUCCAGAAACGAAGUCAGCAAACUGUUCAAAGACACUACUCUCAUACAGGACAAGGACCUUGCUUACGAAGUCUAUUUGUGUAUUUUAUAUGACAAUCUCUAUGGACCUAUAGCAGAUGCCGUCGGGGUUUCUGUGGGUCAGGAAUACGAAUUGAAGAUACAGAAUUAUUUGACCGAAAGAAAGCUCGCAUUUCGAAAUGAGGAACAAUUAAGAUCGAGGGGUUACGACAAAACUCCGGAUUUCAAACUCGAAGUACCGAUCGCAGUGAACGGGUUCGUGAUUAACUGGAUAGAAUCGAAGGCGAGGUUUGGGAACAUGGAAAUACAUCAGAAAUAUGUGAAAGAACAAUUCUUGAGUUACUGGAAUAGAUUUGGCCCAGGGCUUGUGAUAUACUGGUUCGGAUUCCUGGAUAAUCUCAUUGAACCGAGCGAGAAGAGGUUUAUUAUCAUGGAUCAUUUUCCAGAGAUCAUCACGUACAUGGAUCCUACUUGUAUUAAACCUACGACUUUAUGAUCAGGACGAGAAUCUAUUAUUUUGCAACGACAUAUAGUAUUAUAAGAUUGAUACUCAUAGAAUAAGAACUACGUAUUGUUAAAUAAAAUACUUUAUUUUAUAAUGUU
Ceratina calcarata is the source of this 1294-nucleotide messenger RNA. RefSeq lists its product as uncharacterized. Bases 339 to 1187 code for a protein of 282 amino acids. Lineage: Eukaryota; Metazoa; Arthropoda; Insecta; Hymenoptera; Apidae. The transcript has 6 exons. The record is from RefSeq and is a predicted model, not a curated record.